This is a messenger RNA of Penicillium cataractarum, 759 nucleotides long. Its product is annotated as putative urea hydro-lyase/cyanamide hydratase. NCBI's taxonomy places the organism in Eukaryota, Fungi, Ascomycota, Eurotiomycetes, Eurotiales, Aspergillaceae. The record is from RefSeq and is a predicted model, not a curated record. The coding region runs from base 1 to 759 and encodes 252 amino acids. The transcript has 2 exons.
AUGGCCAACCCCAUCAACACCUACGGCUUCACAGCCGUCCCCGCCUCCGCCCAAGCCCUCCUAACCUCCACCUCGGCCUAUCCACCUCCAACCACCGCCCCAAUUCCCAUCUUCGUCUCCGACACUCCAAUCCCCAACACGCCACUCGCAACUCGCAUCGACGCCUACGCCAAGGCCCACCUACCAACGCCAACGUACAACCACUCCCUGCGCGUGUACCACUUCGGACUGGCGAUUAAACGGUACCGCUUCCCGUUCCCGGAUUGGGACUUUUCGGACGAAACGUACUUUUUGGCGUGUGCGUUGCAUGAUAUCGGGACGACGGAGGAGAAUAUCCAGGCUACGCGCUUGAGCUUUGAGUUUUCGGGCGGGUAUUUGGCGCUGGAUUUAUUGCAGAAUACCAAGUCUAGCCAGAGUCAGGACCAGACUUCCGUUGCACCGCGCGAUCAAGCGGAGAGCGUUGCGGAGGCGAUUAUUCGGCAUCAGGAUUUGUGUACCGUGGGCAAAAUUACUGCCGUGGGACAGCUGUUGCAGCUCGCAACCAUCUUUGAUAACACGGGUGCAUACUCCGAUUUGGUCCACCCAGACACUAUCAAGGACGUUUCAGCGCAUUUCCCCCGGCACCAUUGGAGCGAUUGCUUUGCGGCAACGAUUCAUCGGGAGAAUGGGCUGAAACCUUGGGCUCAUACUACGGCCUUGGGAGAGGAGGAGUUCCCUGCCAAGGUUUUGGGGAAUACCUUGAUGCGGCCGUACGAAUAG